Messenger RNA from Racocetra persica, 695 nucleotides. The record is from the annotation of a GenBank genome assembly. Lineage: Eukaryota; Fungi; Glomeromycota; Glomeromycetes; Diversisporales; Gigasporaceae.
AACAACGCCUUAAGGAAUUAAUUAAAAAUUAUGAAACAAGAGAAGAUUGUUAUAAUGAAAUCGCUCUCACAUUAUUUGAGCGCCUUAUUAAUACUAAAUUUUGGAUGUCAACAUAUAUGGAAAACUAUCUUUAUGCUAUUUAUUAUUGGUCACUUUCUAAAUCUAAUGUUAAACUAUCGGUGAUAAAAAAUACCGAACAACACAAAAAAGAUUACCAUACAAUUUACGACGAAUUAGAAAGUAUUUACAGUAAAUUUCGAGGGUCAACGCAACCUUCAAAGUAUAUCAUUCAGCUUGACGGAAAAUGUACUAAAAAAUUUAAGAAUGAUAGAUUCGUUACAUUUGAGAUUUCAUUGGACCAUGAAAAAUUAUUGACAACCCAGCAUGUACGACUUCAUGAAAUUAAAGUAUUCUUGAAUAAAGUUGGAAAUGAAGGCGAUGAAAUAUUUCUCUAUAUUAGCAACACAGGCGAAUUUGCUGAUAAAUUUGAAAAUGAAAAAUAUUUUUUUAAAUCUGAACCUACAAGAAAUAAGGUGUUUAGAUAUAACGUUUCAGGUGAAAUAUUAACACACGCAUUAUUUGAUGAUUCAGAUGUUUAUUUUGUUCCAACACCGUUUAGUCAAUGGACAAUUAGACUAGAGAAAAAUUGUAAACCUGACUUAUCUGAGCUGGAGUCAAUCACAAUUGAAUUAGAU